Hibiscus syriacus is the source of this 2537-nucleotide messenger RNA. RefSeq names its product receptor-like protein kinase FERONIA. The transcript has a single exon. Bases 42 to 2513 code for a protein of 823 amino acids. The record is from RefSeq and is a predicted model, not a curated record. Gene Ontology annotation, molecular function: protein kinase activity; ATP binding. NCBI's taxonomy places the organism in Eukaryota, Viridiplantae, Streptophyta, Magnoliopsida, Malvales, Malvaceae. Gene Ontology annotation, biological process: protein phosphorylation.
CUUUCCUGCAUCUCUCUCCGGUUCUCUGUUUUUCCCCUACAAUGGAAAAUUCAAGCAAAAGAUGUAAUGUUUGCCUUCAAAACCUCUUAUUUCUCCUGCUUCCCUGCCUCUUCUUUUUCAUUCAAUACCAUGUCGUUCCUGUUACAGGAGAUGUCCAUGUUACCCCUUACAUCCCUGUAGAAAGCAUCACAAUUGAUUGUGGUUCUUCCAUGAGUGGCCAAUCUCUUGAUGGCCGUCCAUGGGUCGGAGAUGUCGGUGGACAAUUCAUCCCCAUAGAGCAAUCAAACAAUAAGAACAAAUCAUCAGCAGUUAAUCUUGAAUCCCAGCUGCCCGUAUCAGUUGGAUCGGUCCCUUAUUCCACAGCACGUCUAUCUUACUCAGAGUUCACCUAUUCAAUUCCCCUCACCACUGGCCCAAAGUUCAUUCGCUUCUACUUCUAUCCAACUUCGUAUCCAGGCUUUGCAGGCCCUUCUAAUAAAGCUUUCUUCUCUGUUAAAGCUGGUCCUUUUACCCUUAUCAGCAAUUUCAGUGCUUUACUUUUUGGUCGUGGUGAACCUACACUUGUCAAUGAAUUUUCUGUUAACGUUCAUGAAAGUCAAGGGUUAAACAUAACCUUCACUCCGAGACCUGAUAUCACUGAUUCUUAUGCUUUCAUCAACGGAAUCGAAGUUGUUGAUAUGCCAACCAAUCUAUAUUAUGGACCAUCAAUUAUCGAUGGGGUAAAUUUUCUAGGUCAGGCCCAGGCAGAAGACACAGCCCUUGAGAUGAUGUAUCGAAUCAACGUUGGAGGGAUGGAAGAAGACACAGGGGUGUUCCAGCACUGGUUAAGUGAUGUAGACUAUUUGACAAUAGCGAAACCAAGUGCUCUUCUUGUUAAUACCGCUAAUGAGCUCACCUUCAGCGGGGAAACCCCAUCCUUCUCUGCUCCAAGGGUGGUUUAUCUAACUGCCAGGACAAUGGGGACAAACAAGACAGGGAAUGAGAACUACAAUCUCACCUGGGAGUUUCCUGUUGAUUCUGGGUUUAAUUACUUUGUAAGAUUACAUUUUUGUGAGUUCCAAAGUGAUAGAACUCAACAAGGUGAUCGAGUCUUUGAGAUCUUCUUGGCUAAUUUAACCGCGGAGAUUCGAGCUGAUGUUAUGGCAUGGAGUGGUGGGCAUGGGAUUCCAGUAUAUAAGGAUUACGUAGUGCCGAUAGGAUCACAAGGAAAUCAAAAACAGCAGAAUCUCUCUAUUGCUUUGCAUCCUUCGCCAGCUUCGACAUCUCGUUCUUCCGAUGCAAUCUUGAAUGGUCUGGAAAUCUUCAAAUUGAGAAAAAAUUUUGUUCUGGCCGGACCUAAUCUUGAACAAGGAAAUACACCGCAAACUUCAACCAAGCCCGAUAAAUCAACAAGGACAAUUAUCGUUGCUGUUGUUGCUCCGAUUUCUGGCAUUGUUAUGGUCUCUCUUUUACUUUUCCUGAUUUUCCAAAACUGUUCCAAUAACUUUGCCAACAACAGCAUCCCUGCUCCACCUUCUGAUAUUUGUCGCCGUUUUUCGCUAAGGGAGAUCAAAACAGCUACCAACAACUUCGAUAAGAGUUUCAUUGUCGGAAGAGGAGGAUUCGGCAACAUGUACAAAGGAUUCACUGAGGCUUGCUCCACACUCAUUGCAAUCAAACGGCUCAAUCCAAGUUCACAACAAGGGGUGCUUGAGUUCAGGACCGAAAUCAAGAUGCUCUCCAAACUUAGGCACCAAAACUUAGUCUCUCUAAUUGGAUAUUGUGAAGAUAAUAAGGAAAUAAUCCUUGUGUAUGAUUACAUGCUUCAUGGGACAUUGAGAGAUCACCUCUACAACACUAAUAAUCCCCCAUUACAAUGGGAGCAGAGGCUCAAGAUGUGCAUUGGUGCUGCACAUGGACUGCAUUAUCUCCACCGAGGUCCCAACCACACCAUCAUUCAUCGAGACGUGAAGACGACAAAUAUUUUGUUAAAUGAGAAAUGGGUAGCCAAAGUGUCUGAUUUUGGAUUGUCUAAAAUGAAUGACUUAUCCAACACUCAUAUCAGCACUGCCGUCAAGGGCAGCUUUGGGUACUUGGAUCCCGAAUAUUACCGUCUUCAGAAAUUAACUGAAAAAUCCGAUGUGUACUCUUUCGGUGUGGUAUUGUGUGAAGUACUAUGUGCUAGACUACCGAUAGAUCGAACCUCCGAGGAUCAUAUGCAAAUAAGUUUAGCAGAGUGGGCACAACAUUGCUACAACAAUGGAAGCCUUGAUCAGAUAAUAGAUCCAUAUUUACAGGGUAAGAUCAGCCUUCCAAGCCAGUUAAAAUUUGUAGAAGUAGCUAUAAGUUGUUUAGCUUCGGAAGGGAUGAAAAGGCCGACCAUGAGUGAAGUGGUGUAUGGACUUGAGCUUGCAUUGCAACUGCGGGGAAGUGAAAUGAACGGAAACGAUGAGAAUGAUGCAAAUAACUCAUCCAAUGUUGAUUAUCAUGUGUUGUAUACAAGCGGUAGUGGGUCAAUGAGGGUUGGUCGUUAGAAUCAAUGUUUUAAUUAUUUGCUA